ACCAGUGAUCGGUUUGUCGGAUUUACUAUAAGUUUGAUUCCGAAAGUCUUAAUUUACUCAUCUUUUAGAAAAGAGAAUAUUUUCGAUGGCAAUUAACGAUCCAACUGUACGGCCGGAUCCUUUCGAAGGUAUGAGCAUAGCACCAACCAACUUUUUAAUGGACGUCGAAGGCCGCAGUGCAUGUCCGGUUUGUGGGAAGUCUCGAAAGUUUUUCUGCUACACCUGCUAUGUUCCAGUUGCAGAAAUUCAGUCUAGCGUACCGCGUAUUCAAUUACCAGUUAAAGUAGACGUUAUAAAGCAUAAAAAUGAAAUCGAUGGAAAAAGCACGGCUGUCCAUGCGGCUAUAUUAGCACCGGAUGAUGUCAAGAUCUACACCUACCCCGAGAUACCGGACUACCGUGAAGAGGAAGGUGUAGUUUUGAUUUUCCCCACACCGUCGGCAUUGACGGUCGCAAGCUUGUUUAGUGGAGAAACAUAUCAGAUGAAGGAAAACUAUGGCCUUCCCAAAGGAUACCAUAUGGGCACGCUACUGCGGUUUCGAUUGAACGAUAUCGUCGACGCACACGUUCAACAAGAGCACCAACCUCAGCAACAGCAGGAGCAAGAAGAUAUCCCGGAGUUUUUACCACCUAGGGACGAUAGUUUCCCUAUAAAGAAAGCCAUUUUCAUCGACAGUACGUGGAGUCAAUGCAGAGGAAUCUACAAAGAUGAACGGCUUCAUAGCUUAAGAACGGUGGUUAUUCAGAAUCGAAUAUCCCAAUUCUGGCGGCAUCAACGCAAUAGUCCGAGAUGGUUUUUGGCCACAGUAGAAGCAAUUCAUCAAUUCCUUAUGGAAGUUCAUAUUGCCGCGUGGGGUCUCGAUAGUCGUUAUCGAGGAUUGGAUCACAUUCACCUCAACAUGGAUCAAAUUCAGAAGAGUCGUAUCUUUCUACCGGAUGAGAAAUGUGGAAAUGGGGUGAGGCCAUACAAUGGCCAGUACGAUAACAUACUGUUCUUUUUCCGUCAUAUGUACAACCUGAUUCACAAACAUUAUGACCAUGAGACAUUAAAGGCGUACAAACGACCACUUUACUAACAGUGCGUAACAUCAGAUACACACGGUUGUUGGUUGUUGUUCACAAAUCAAAUCCUUGAUGGUUUUAUUUACCAUUUAAACAAAUACCGUAUC
This is a messenger RNA of Anopheles coustani, 1168 nucleotides long. Its product is annotated as tRNA-uridine aminocarboxypropyltransferase 1. Gene Ontology annotation, biological process: tRNA modification. Gene Ontology annotation, molecular function: tRNA-uridine aminocarboxypropyltransferase activity. NCBI's taxonomy places the organism in Eukaryota, Metazoa, Arthropoda, Insecta, Diptera, Culicidae. The record is from RefSeq and is a predicted model, not a curated record. Bases 86 to 1075 code for a protein of 329 amino acids. The transcript has a single exon. Gene Ontology annotation, cellular component: nucleus.